AUGUUUGAAACAGGGGGUACCACUACCACAAGGCAACAACUAAUCAGGGUCCCCUCAAAUGAUAAGGGUUUGAAUCCUAUUCUCAAGAAAUCAGUAGAUUUCACAAUCCCUGAAGACAAAGAUGCCCCUGAAGAAUACAUCAAGAACAUUCUGAAUCCAUUAAAAAAUGAUGGAUUUGUAAGAAAAUUUGCAGAGCUUCCAGAAUCAUGGGAAGAAAGAGAGAGUUAG
Puccinia graminis f. sp. tritici CRL 75-36-700-3 is the source of this 228-nucleotide messenger RNA. RefSeq lists its product as uncharacterized. The record is from RefSeq and is a predicted model, not a curated record. The coding region runs from base 1 to 228 and encodes 75 amino acids. Lineage: Eukaryota; Fungi; Basidiomycota; Pucciniomycetes; Pucciniales; Pucciniaceae. The transcript is spliced from 2 exons.